AUGAUCCACACAUAUAAGGAGGCUACAGUGUAUACUGCAAAACAGAUGCCCAAUACAAAGCCAGUUUUAACCAGAAUGAAAACUCCCAAAUCUGUUUCUAAAAAGGCGGAUGCAAGUUUGAAGGACUCAAUUGAUAGCUCAGAUGAUUUCUUCUUGGACUUUAAAGUGAGGAACAGAACAACAAAGAAUGCACAGAAAGAUCUUCAAACACCAAAGAAAUUGAUGGCCUCUGGAAAGAAAAAGACUUGCUGCCAAGAAUUGCAGUAUCCAGAGGCUUCAAGUGACACUGAAAAUUCUGUCUUUGUAGAAAGUUCAUGGCAUGACCACCCAAAAUGGGGAGUGAAAGACUUCAAAGAGAGUUGGAGAUGCAUAGAACUUUCAUCUCCAGAAAAUAUGAAGGAAUCAAUUUCCAGAGGCAGUCCUGACUUACUUGUUAGACAGAAAGAAAGAAGCUGUGAAAAGAGUUCAGAAAGCAGAGGGCCAGCUGUGGCACCACAGCGAAGUACAGGGGUGGAAUCGGAGAGCUCAGAUGACGAAUUCGAGUCAUUAAUGGAACGGAUAAGGAAACGAAGCGUAUCCCAAACCCCCAUCUUAAGCACAAGGAGGACUGUCUACCAGCCAAGCACAAUAGAAAACAUCAAGCCACCCUGUGAAAAUGCUCAGUCAUUGAAAGGAGGAAGAGUCAAGACACCAAGGCCAAACUCCAUUUCACUUCAGGAAACACCUUCCAAUGUUACUGCCAGAAUUCCUAGGAACGAAUUGGUCAGUAGCUCACCAUCAGCAAAGGCAGAGAAAACGCCCAGGGUAUGCUCAGUGCCUGGCUGUUUCCUGAAGGAUCUCUCAGAUCCGACUUCCCACUAUGUGAAGCAUUUCAAGAAAAAUAAAGAGGAGCUGGCACAGAAGCUCUACUGUCUGUAUAAUAGUACCAUCUUUGAGCAGAAGUUACCAGAAAAAAUGGCAAUAAUCUGGAAUAAGAAAAUGAGAAAAACAGCAGGAUAUUGUGUAACUGGACAGACAGAAGGUCCUGAAGCAAAGCGUUAUGCUCGCAUAGAACUUUCUGAGAGGGUCUGUGACUCUGCAGAUCGCCUUCGAGACACACUAGUUCAUGAGGCUUGCCAUGCAGCCACCUGGCUGAUCCACGGCGUCCGGGACGGGCACGGCCGGCUCUGGAGAUUCUACGCCAAUAAAUCGGCUGCGAUGCAUCCGGAGCUGCCCGUGGUGACACGCUGCCACAGCUAUGAGAUUAACUACAGGUUCAUCUACGAGUGUGCUCGAUGCAAAGCUACGAUCGGCCGCCAUUCCAAGUCCCUGGACACGGAGCACUCUGUGUGUGCCUUCUGCGGGGGGCAGCUGGGCCUGCGUCAGCCCGCGCGGAAGGAGGGCGCCGCGGCCAGGGCGGGGCUGACGCCCUUCGCCAAGUACGUGAAGGAGAACUACGGGGCCGUGAGGAGGGAGCAGUGUGGACUGAGCCAUGCAGAGGUCAUGCAGAGACUCAGUGCUCAUUUCGCUUUGAAAACCAGGCUUCAAGAUUCCCUGUAA
This is a messenger RNA of Merops nubicus (carmine bee-eater), 1539 nucleotides long. It is a transcript of the gene GCNA, whose product is annotated as acidic repeat containing. The transcript is spliced from 9 exons. The record is from RefSeq and is a predicted model, not a curated record. NCBI's taxonomy places the organism in Eukaryota, Metazoa, Chordata, Aves, Coraciiformes, Meropidae. Bases 1 to 1539 code for a protein of 512 amino acids. Gene Ontology annotation, cellular component: nucleus.